Messenger RNA from Orbicella faveolata, 4492 nucleotides. RefSeq lists its product as uncharacterized. The record is from RefSeq and is a predicted model, not a curated record. NCBI's taxonomy places the organism in Eukaryota, Metazoa, Cnidaria, Anthozoa, Scleractinia, Merulinidae. Gene Ontology annotation, molecular function: guanyl-nucleotide exchange factor activity. Gene Ontology annotation, biological process: small GTPase-mediated signal transduction; positive regulation of peptidyl-serine phosphorylation.
UCGUGACACUGUGGUGUGAUGGAAUUCAAGAGUGGUCGAACUGAAUGAUCGUUUCUUGUGUUCAUAUACGCAUUGUAGUGUUCGUUUUAAUCGCUUCAGAAUGUUCCAUAUCAUCUGUCAACAAUUCGAACUCGUAAAGAACACACAUGUUCGUCCAUGGAAGUUUAAUGUGAAACACAGCGGUACAACGAACGUUUUGUAAUCUCCCGUGUGAAAUCUUUGUAACAAAGAGUGGUUUGCCAAAUUCUACUUAAAAUGGCGUUCCGUGUUUGACGACGAAAAAAUUAUAUUCGCUCUUAAACCGUCGAAUUUGGAAGCACAGGUUUGAUUACAAUCGUUUGAAAUACUUCAUAUGUUUACACAGAAGCCGUUAUGAGCUGGGUUCUCUCUCCUUCGAUUGUGUACUUAGGCUGCCAUAUGCUUUGUUUUAAUUGAUUUCAUUUCGUAUUCUGUAUGCAAUCAUUGUUUUCAAGGUAUUAACUAAUGUACGUCAUUUAGUGGUUAAAUAACUUAUAAUUGUACCGUGGAAGAAAUUUUAUAAACCAGAUUUGUGUUUGAGUUCGGGAAAGACGGGAAGCUUCGGCUUGGUAAGGCUAUUAACUUCAGGUUAUAAAUAAUGUUGAAUUAGCACUAGUGUGGUUCAUUAAGAAGAAUUUAGAUGCAAAUUACUCGUAGAACAUCAAUAAUAGUCAGAUUGAAGUCAUAUAAAUCAUGGCCGAUUCGGGUCAAAAACUACAUUGAAUAGAAACAAACCAAGGUCGUGUAUUCGCUGACGACUUUGGUCAGCGCUUGUUAUAUGAUUAGUUGACUGACUGGUUUUGACUCUGUUGAAAUUCUUUGUGUGAUAACGACUAAUAGCCAGUAAUAGGAUACAAGGGCAGGGCAGAAUCCUUGGCUUUUUUACAGUUGCAGAAUUCUUUAAUAAGUAUGCGAACGAGUAUUAGCCGUCGGACCUUGUUGAUGUACAAUUCGGUCAAGACUUCUCGCCAUUACUGUUUACUACCAAGUCAAAAGAACAGAAAAACCGCUCAAGUACGUCACUUCCGGUAGCAGUAAAUGAAAAGUUCUAAAAUAUUCAGAUGCAGAGGUUUAUGAUUUUGUAAGCGAUGUCUAGACAGGAAUGUUUGAAUAAGUUUCUUAGUAUAACCUCGGGGCAAGUUCUUCAAAUAUCUGUGGAGUUCAAACUUCCGAGUGCUUCAUACAAACGCCGGCUCAUUAGCGAAAAUCAAAGAUUUUCAGAAUCAUGAGAUUUGAAAGAGAACCGCUCUUUAGCGGAAUCGAAACAGCCGAGUGAGCAUAAAAAUAUCUUCAGAGAUUUCUGAGCAAUAAAAAGUUCUUACUUUGGUUGGUAUCCGACCUUAGUAAUUUGAAGUGUUAACUUCCUAGCUUGUGAAGAGAUUAACGAUGACUGAAUUACGAGGAAAAAGCCUUAUGUCACGUUCGCUUUUCGCGCAACUGGUGAUCCAUGACUGCAGGAGAGGAUUCGGAAGGGUGUGAAAUGCUUUCGCGCCUUGCUUUUACAUGUAAAAUGUGUGGGUGAUCAAUUAUUUUCUGGUAGUCAGCACAGCUGUACCUCGUGCAUCUCCUACUGUACUGUCGUGAUUUCAAACAGUGCCAUGAGAGACGGUUGACAAAUUAAAACGAAAGCAAGCAGCGCGCAAACCAUGUCGUCUUCGUCGCAGGGUACUUUCAGAAGCCGGAGUAAGACUCUGCCUCUACCAGCCAGGGCGAAGGUCGAGAAAAACAUUGCACAGGAAUCGAAAUCAAGGUCGCCUCUCCCCUUCAGAAGAUUGGCAGAUUUGUUGAAAAGGAAAAAAAAGCGUGGAAAAGGAGAUGCGGAUUCAUUGAACUCCUUGCCAUUAGAAAGACAAUCGUGGUAUCAUGGCAAAAUCACCGCAGACUUUGCGGAGCGUUACCUGCGCCGUGAUGGCAACUUUUUGGUUCGUGAGGAUCCAGCCAAGCCUGGAAGCUGCUUCAUUGUGGUGCGACACAAACGGUCGCCUCUUCACAUACCUUUAUGCAAGGUCAACUCGUCGAAAGGAACGAGAAUUAAGUAUAGACUGGAAGAUUCCGACAACAGUUUUGAUUCCAUAGCUGAAUUAAUCAACUAUCAUAUCACCCAAAAGAAACCAUUAUCAAAUACUUCAGCCAUUAUCACCCACGCCGUCAGUAGAGACGCAACUCUGUUAUCUGCUGACGAUUUGAAAAGUCUUAAUGCAAAUCAGCAAAAUAGAUAUGUCUCCAAUACUGGCCCUUCCAAUCUUUGUCCACCGAAACCACCCGGGACUGGGCCUUUGCGACAAAAGAACAUCGACAAGAUGGGCCGCAAGAACAGUGACCCAGGGUUGCAUCUUGAGAUUAAUCACAAUGGAAAUAAAAGUCGACAUUUUACGGUCGGCUCCUUGGAGAAAAGUGGUCUUCCUUUAUCGCCUGAAAAUCUACCAUGGACAGUUCAAUCGAAACAACGUGAGAAAAUUCCAGAAGCGUUCCUUGCAAAGUCCACUAAAGAGGAAAAUAUUUCAGAAAGGUUCUACGAAACGACACUGGGAGAAAACGAAAAGGAGAAUGAAAAGGACGUUUUUGAAGACCUAGAUCAUUUUUAUGAGGAUCCUAACAAGAAGGACAAUUUGGGCACCUAUUAUGACAAACCAAGUGAAAAUGAAAGUGCUUCGAUGUCAAUUGAUGAAGGGAAUAGAAAGGGAAACUGUGUGAAACAAAACGAGGGGGAGAACGUUGAUAGCUGUUACGACAAACCCGUUGAAGACUGUUGUAAUGGAGAUUUCUACGAUACGCCGUCAACUGUGGAAAAUUCUGUAGAAUUUUAUGACAAACCGUCUAAGCAAUUCAGCCUAGCUAGCCUGUCUGAUAACAACACAGAGGGCCGGGAGAAUCUUCUUUAUGACCAGCCAAGAGGAAGCAGCGAUGGUUUGUAUGACAGACCCAAGGGAAGCGACGAAAACGUUUACGACAAACCCCCAGCUAAGCCGAAAAGAAUGGAAUCAUUUCGUAACUCGGAUCCAACAGUGUCCGAGAAAGUCAACAAGCUCCGUCCUCAAUUGAAGACAAGAUCCAGCGCGCCUGCAUUGCGAACUUUCACAGGGCUGCCUUCGGGUGGCCGCUCAGAGUCACGUUUUAACGCUCUCCCAGAGAAAAGGCAUUCAGGUGCUGAGCUAUUGAUGAGGCAUGCAACGUCUGGCGCGAUGGCGUCUGAUGGGAUAAACGCAGAGGCGGACGCCUGCUACGAUACUCCUCCAUCAAGAUCAAACAACAGUCCAUCCUCGUCUGGAUCUGACUUUGGCUCGCUUGCAAACCAAGAGAUAUACGACGUACCAACAGACUUAGGUUCCUCAUCAGAGCAGGUGCUGUCCUCAAAUUCAACCUCCGACAUCAGUGAUAAGACUCAGAAUACUAAGGAUAAAGAAGACAAGUCCCCGCGCAUGCCCAUGGAUAAAAAGGGAAUAUUUUUAAAUGUGAUGAAGAAAAUAGGCGAAAAACUGCUUUUGCCGUUUUUGGAGAGCGAUUGCCUCAGCCUUGCUAGACAUAUGACUCGUGUGGAUCUCGUAUUUCAGUGGGGCGAGGAACCGCAUCGCCAAUCUUGGUCCAUCGAGGAUGGUACUGGAGGAGCCAAAGGACUGGAGCUUCUUACGCUCCCUCAAGGAAGGGACAAAAGGGCCCAGUUACUGGCAAGAUUUGCUAACGUGACACACUGGGUGGCGACCUUGGUUGUGGCAGCGGGUGACCUUGGUACCAGAGGUAAAGUGCUCAGUAAGCUGAUAGAGCUUGCUGACGUACUGAGCGAUAAACUUGGCAAUCUCGUUUCCUUCAUGGCUAUCAUGGAAGGACUUGCCUUACCACAGGUAACACGGCUUCACCACACGUGGUCAUGCCUCCAUCACCAGAGCUGCUCCACAGCAAUACUCUACCACAGCACCCUCAAGCCAUUAGCUGGGCUCUUAAGCUCGGGGGCCCCUAGCCCUUUUCCCGGAGUGUGCUUACCUUACAUCAUUCCCUUGGUAAGAUACAUGGAGAUGACCCCAGAUGAAAUUCUCAACGACUGGGCACACGCUGAGGUGGACCUCGGAUUAGACACCAUUAUAGCCCACUUGGACUCUGGGCGCACUCUCACACAACAACUUGACGAGUUCCGUCGGGAGGCUGUUGCUCGGCUUCAGACUGACGAGUACAUCGUGGAUUGUAAGCUCUUGGAGUAUUUUCGAGAAAGGUUAAAUGUGGGGAAUGUGUUAGGGCUUGGCCCUGAUCCAACAAACAAGACAAACAAAUUAAGAACCUUGCUACAAUGGCUUUCGGAAAAUGCAGAACAUUCUACAAGUACCGAAACCUCAGGAGCUGUAUAGAGAAACGGACUUCAAACGCACACAAACACGAAUAAAAUACUUAGAGUGAUCCGUAUAACCGAUUUUAAAAAUGAUUUCCAGUCCGUACUGCGAAGUCUCGGCACCCUAAUGUUUAUAAACAUGCAAAACCUCACUCG